This is a messenger RNA of Halichondria panicea, 1306 nucleotides long. RefSeq lists its product as uncharacterized. NCBI's taxonomy places the organism in Eukaryota, Metazoa, Porifera, Demospongiae, Suberitida, Halichondriidae. Bases 104 to 1222 code for a protein of 372 amino acids. The record is from RefSeq and is a predicted model, not a curated record. The transcript has 5 exons.
CUUCCUGUGUUGUAAUGCUUCACUGGUAUAAGUGCAGGCAUGGAGCACACAUCAAUAGAUAGCUAGUCUAUAGCUGUAGUUUGCAAGACUGGUCAACACUGAGAUGAUGUGUUUCAAGCUACUGCCAUUUCUCUGCAUGGUGUGUGCUGUGGUGGGUGACUAUGAGCUGAGGGUCAGGGUACACUCUUAUCUGAAUGCAGACAGUAGAUGUGCCACUUGUACUCGUUCCCUCGUCAACCCCAUAUAUGGUUGCUGUGACAACCAGACCAACACUGGAGUGUGCAGCGGAGAUGAGCUGUGUGAUACUUUCUUCAUAUACUGUCUGAGGUCAUUGGGAGAGAUGGGAAUACGAUGUCCAGUUAAUAAUGUCACAGCGUUCUUUAGUCGCAAUACUGACAUGUUACUGGAUAUUGGGGACACUGUACUAGGGAGUGAGAACCCAUUCUUAUACUCUGGACCUAUCUGGACGGGUUUUCAGUUUUACCUGAUGGCUAAAGACAGUGGUAUGCCAGAUGGAGUGGGAGUUGGUAGUAAAGAUAUUGAUUCCUUUGCUAUUGAUCUAAACAUUGAUGGUGGUCAGAGGCUAGAGCCACAAGUGUUCCAAGGAAGGUUUGGGAUUGCUGAGAUUGAGCUGAGCUUUGAUUUGAUCUGUACGGACAGUUACAGCCUCCCUAACUGCAUGUCAUGUGACCCCGGGACCUCUGACCUUUGCACUCAGAGAGGGACAGCCCCUCCCACAGCUCUCAUAGCCCCUCCCACACUCCACACGCCCACACACCCUCCACCUAGUGACGGUGCUGUGGUGGGAGGUAUACUAGGAGCUAUCACUAUUGUCGCUCUGAUUGCCAUAGCAACCGUGGCUCUAAUCGUAGCCUAUAAGAUACUGACGAGGAGAUUAACAGAUUACGAUCUAGAAGGUACCGUCAAGUUCCUGGGACCCCCCACACCUGUUGCCCCCCUGACCCUGAGACCCCCCACCAUUGUUACCCCCCUCGGAGAUAACCCAGUGUAUGCUGCCACUGAGACACGACCUAAUGGAAUCAUCUCUGUUGCUAUUGCUAUGGACGUUGCUAUAGACGAUGAGAGAGAGUUUGACAACCCGCUGUAUGGUGAUAAUGGCGUUGAUGGACUAAUGAACAAGGGGGCGGGAACACUCACUGACUCUGAUUAUAGCACACCAUACACACAGUACACUAUGAGCACAUCCCUGCCAAACCAAUAGCAUAGCAUAAUUAUUACUCAUUACUUCAUUCUGUUUUUUGUUUACUUAUUAGCUUUGUGGUUAAAUGUACUGGCCCCGCCCACA